AUGCAACACCAUCUUCGGGCUAUGCGGUCCGGCCCCUUUUCACAGCAACUGUCUUCUCCGACAGCCCGACCCGGUUCCGCGCGCAGAUGCUCAUCCCCCUCAUCUCCCCCUCCCCCUCCACCACCCAACCCACCUACCCGGCCUCCGCCGCCCGGUGGUAGCGGCGGCAGCGGCGGUGGCGGUGGCCGUCUGCCACCCUCCGGUGCCAGCAUCUGGCUGCGACGUGUGUUUCAGGUUACUGCGGGCUUACUGGGCGCCACAGGUUUGGUUGCUGCUGCGCUGCCCAGUGUGUUAUCCACUCAGUGGGGGCUCCAGGGGGCGAUGGAGCUCCUCAAUACACAGCUGCAACCUCCCGGCCGUGUGGAGGUGGCGGGGGCUCAGCUCAGCUGGCUGGGGGGUAACGAGCUCCAGUGCGUCAAGGUGUACGACAGUCCUCGGGGCGGACAGAUCCUGCUACACCUGAACAAGGUCAGCAGCUCGUCCGGGCUGUGGCAUCUGAUGGCAGGCAGUAGCAGCUACAACUUGGUCGUCUCCAAGCCCUGGGUCAACGCCAUCUACGACCCUCGCAUCUCUGACUUCAAGUUGGUCCACUUCCUGGAGGGGCAGCAGCAGCAGCAGCAGCAGCAGCGCGGUGGUGGUGGUGGUGGUGGAGGAGGAGGAGGAGGAGGAGGAGGACGAGGAGGACAGUCUGGACGGGUAUUGGGGGUGCUGGCGCGAGUGAACAGCAAGAUGGAGCUGCAUGCGGAUGUACGGAUGGGAAGGAUGAACCUGGUGGUGGCGGAUGGACUGCUGCUGGUUCCGGAAGAAAUCAGGCAAAUCCUAGGUCCCCGACUGCACGUUACGGGGGCCGUGGGGGAGCGCGAGCUGCGGGAGUGGGCGGAGGAGGUGUUGCGGCGGCCCGGGCUGUACCGGCCGGGGGUGAUCCAGGUUUUAUCCGAGCACCUUCGCGGUGAGAUAAGGUUGUGGGAUGCCCCCGACCACGCCCUGCUGCACCAGCCCGCCACUGCCAGCUUGGAUUUGACUCCGGCUCUGUCCAGGUUGGCUCUAGCCGCCGCGAACCCCCUGCUCGGCAACGUGGUGGAGGUGCGCGGCGGCGGCAGACUGAGCGGCACCUUCAACCCUGACGGUGGACGACUGCCGUACCAUGCAGCCACCGUGGAGGCUCGUAUUCGCGCGCGGACCGGGAUGGAGCCCGUUUCCCUGGAGUUGGGUCCCUCCUCUCUCGCGUCGAAGUUGCUUGGGGACCUGGAGAUGUCGGCACCGGGGUUCGUCGGAGUGACUCGAAGGACCAUGGCGGCGGCGGCGGCGGCGACGGCCGCUGUCGCUGCCGCUGGCUCCGCUUCAGUUGCGAGUGGCGGCGCCGCCGAUAUCGACGGUGUCGGGGCCGGCAGUCACACGGAUCGCCCCCUCAACACUGUGUCGGUAUCUCGCAUGAAGGUGCACUUCAACCGGCAUGGCCGUAUGCAGACGGAACGAGUGGAUAUGCACCUUGGCACGGGGGGCGGCGGAGGCGGUGUGCACCUGGCAGCGUGGGGUGGUGCCGACCUUCAACGCGACGAGCUACAGUUUACGGUGGGCGUGUCGCCGGCGCCGUUGCUGGCGGCGCUUGGGCUGGGGGCUGCGGGCCUGCCGCCGGGGUAUCUGCUGCUGGUUCCGGUGCGUGGAACAGUUUCGGAGCCGCGGUACGACAUGGCGACGGCGGCGGUACGACUUGGGCAGUUGGGCGCACGGCAGCAAGCGGCGCAAUGGAUUGAUCGGCGGGAGACGCACAACGGUGGUGGAGGCUUGUCAGCCCGCCUGGGCGCCCUGGCAGCUGGUCUCGGAGCGGAGGAACUUCUAACCACCAUUGACCGGGUGCUGCUAGAGGAUCUGGCGAAUGUGCCGCCACCGCCAUCGCCAACAACAACAACAACAACAACAGCAACACCGCCAGUGUCCACCGAUUGA
Volvox carteri f. nagariensis is the source of this 1947-nucleotide messenger RNA. RefSeq lists its product as uncharacterized. The record is from RefSeq and is a predicted model, not a curated record. The coding region runs from base 1 to 1947 and encodes 648 amino acids. NCBI's taxonomy places the organism in Eukaryota, Viridiplantae, Chlorophyta, Chlorophyceae, Chlamydomonadales, Volvocaceae. The transcript is spliced from 13 exons.